Messenger RNA from Chrysemys picta bellii (western painted turtle), 3247 nucleotides. RefSeq names its product copine 7 (gene CPNE7). Gene Ontology annotation, cellular component: plasma membrane. Lineage: Eukaryota; Metazoa; Chordata; Testudines; Emydidae. Gene Ontology annotation, molecular function: calcium-dependent phospholipid binding. The record is from RefSeq and is a predicted model, not a curated record. Gene Ontology annotation, biological process: cellular response to calcium ion.
AACUGCAGCUUGAGUCAGAGGCUGUGGAGGUGGCAGGCGGCACGGCGGCUCGGGCUGGCAGAGGAGGCUCGUGGUGUGAGCACUUGCUGGGUCCGGGAGGCAGCGCAGAGAGAAGUGAGGCUGGGGCCGGCAAGCAGGUGACCCCGCUGAGCGACCCCUGGCGCCUGUCCCCCCCGGGAGGAACGGGGGCGGAGAACCCCGGGGUACCCAGUGCUCAUCGAGCCAUCCAACAAGAGACACUGACCCAGGCCAAACAGCGGAUCCCUCCUUCACCCUCUGCUCCUAGGCCCAGACACCCCUGGACAAUUCCUCCGGCGGCCUCCUUGGCCAGGCUGUCUGCUGCUGACUCCAGCCGACCCCUCGCUGCUGCGGAUCCCGCCUUGCCGCCCACUCGAGACGCUUUUUGGGGGGUUCCAUUUCGCUGUUGACUUUGCAGUCGAGCCCAUUGACCGCCCAGCCUGCGUCUCUCCUGGCUUCCUCCCCCGCCCCUGGGCAAACGCGAUGAAAGCAGGGCAGCGCGAGGGCCGGGCAGAGGCCAUAGGAGCGUGAAGCGGAGCCGCUGUUCACCAGGACACAAGCGACUCAAAGCUGGGAGAGAGGGGGGCGGGUUCGUGCUGCAGCCAGUGCCCCCGGGUCAGCCGGGGCCGGUGCUGAGCAGGGCACUGCCUGGAGGGGAAGAACAACACAUCCUCACUCAUCAAUAUCCGGAGGGAAAUAAACCCUCAUUGGCUUCAUUUGGCAGCUGGCCGGCGGCGGGCUCUGGAGGUGACAGCGCCUCUUGCAGGCCACAGUCAUGAGGUGCAGGUUUCAGAGACUCCAGUGACGGCGAGGAACAAAUCGGAAGCCACCGGCUAACUGGGGCUGGCCCCUCCUCACCUGAGCGCCUUCUCUGCCACAGGGCUCGGUGCCCAGGCCGACUCCCAGCCCGUCUAGCGGGAGAGUCCCUGGUGGCUGCCCCGAGAGGCGGCGCUCCUCUGGGCUGGAACGAGCCCUCGUCCCAUAACUCUUCCUGGGGCUGCCUUGGGCCCGGUCUCCACCCAUCACAGCCCCGGAUGCUCUUUGCCUCCAAAUCCAGAUCUUAACUCCACGUUCUUCUGUCUGACUGUCCCACCACCGACUCCUCCGAGCAAGGACCCUGCCCAGCCCGCCUCCGCCAGGAUGAACGAGAUCCCGGACCUGGCGUCCCAGUCCUCCUUGGGGGUGGUCUCUGCCACCUGCGUCUCCAAAGUGGAGCUGCGGGUCAGCUGCAAACACCUGCUCGACCGGGACACGCUCAACAAGUCGGACCCCUGUGUGGUGCUGCUCAUGCAGUCCCAGGGCCAGUGGAUGGAGGUGGACAGGAGCGAGAUCAUCAAGAGCAACCUUCACCCCGUCUUCUCCAAGGUCUUCACGGUGGACUAUUACUUUGAGGAAGUGCAGAAGCUGCGGUUCGAGGUGUACGACAGUCACGGGCACUCCAGCCUCGGGACACACGAUGACGACUUCCUGGGGGGCAUGGAGUGCACCGUGGGCCAGAUCGUGGCCCAGAAGCGGGUGACCAAGCCGCUGUUUCUCAAGUACGGGAAGUACGCCGGCAAGUCCACUAUCACGGUGCUGUCAGAGGAGAUUUCCGGCAACAACGGCUAUGUGGAGCUGGCGUUCCGGGCCAAGAAGCUGGACGACAAGGAUCUCUUCAGCAAGUCGGAUCCUUUCCUGGAGAUCUACCGGAUCAACGACGACGGGAGUGAGCAGCUGGUGUACCGCACCGAGGUGGUCAAGAACAACCUGAGCCCCGUGUGGGAACCGUUCAAGGUCUCGCUGAACUCGCUGUGCAGCUGCGAGGAGAAGAGGAAGCUGAGGUGUGUGAUCUGGGACUACGACUCCCGGGGAAAACACGACUUCAUCGGAGAGUUUUACACCACGUUUGAGGAAAUGCAAAAAGCAAGUGGGGAGAACAAGGUCCAGUGGGACUGCAUGAACCCAAAGUACAAAAUCAAGAAACGAAAUUACAAGAACUCAGGCGUGGUCAUCUUACUGGAUCUGAAGCUCCACAGGGUCUACUCCUUCCUGGAUUACAUCAUGGGCGGAUGCCAGAUCCACUUCACGGUGGCUAUUGACUUCACGGCGUCGAACGGAGACCCCCGGAACAGCUGCUCCCUCCACUACAUCAACCCCUACCAGCCCAACGAGUACCUGAAGGCCCUGGUGGCAGUGGGAGAGAUUUGCCAGGACUACGACAGCGAUAAGAAAUUCUCCGCCUUAGGGUUUGGUGCAAGGAUCCCACCCAAGUACGAGGUUUCCCAUGAUUUCGCCAUCAACUUCAAUCCGGACGAUGACGAGUGUGAAGGAAUUCAGGGCGUGGUGGAAUCCUACCAGAACUGCCUGCCGAAAAUCCAGCUCUACGGCCCCACCAACGUGUCCCCCAUCAUCUCCAAGGUGGCCAGGGUGGCGGCGGCGGAGGAGAGAACGAAGGAGGCCUCUCAAUACUACAUCCUGCUGAUCCUGACGGACGGGGUGGUGACCGACAUGGCAGACACGCGGGAGGCCAUCGUGCGGGCCUCCUACCUCCCCAUGUCCAUCAUCAUCGUAGGGGUGGGCAACGCGGACUUCACCGACAUGCAGAUCCUGGACGGGGACGACGGGGUCCUGCGCUCCCCGAAGGGGGAGCCCGUCCUCCGGGACAUUGUGCAGUUCGUCCCCUUCAGAGAGUUCAAGAACGCCUCGCCCACGGCUCUGGCGAAGUGCGUGCUGGCCGAGGUGCCGAAGCAGGUGGUGGAGUAUUACAGCUACAAGGCCCUGCCGCCCCGGUGUCUCAAAGCCGAUUCGCCCAACUCCACCCUCAACUCGCCCCAGUGAGGGACCGCCCCCCUCCGGCGCCCCUGCCCCGCCGUCGUCCCUCAGCCCGUUCCACGAUGGACAAAGAAAUAAAAGGCAAAGGAGAGCAAGAGUGUGUUGCUGUCUGAAUCGUACAGGCUCCCCCCCGCAGCAAGCGCGGGGCCCCAGGCAGCCUCCCCCACCGCCCACACGCCACGCUGCACCCCCUGCCUCCCCCGGCCCUCUGAAGGACCCAGCCAGUGAGCUGAGCCAGCAAUGCAAAGGCACAUGGGAAGCGGGGCGGGGCGGGCAUGCCUUGCUGGUUUCUCACUCGGGAUGGGUCCCUGCUCAGUUUGACAAUGAGCGGCCGGCUUCUGGGCGUGAUGCAGUGACCUGGCCUUGGGUGCAGAGAGGUGGGUGUUUGCAGUGUGAUGGAAUCAGGCAGGCAAGGGGA